AUGAGCAACCAGCCAGCAGAACAAAAACUAUGGGGUGGUAGAUUCACCGGUGCAACAGAUCCUCUAAUGGAUUUGUACAAUGCAUCGUUACCAUACGAUAAAAAAAUGUACGCACAGGAUUUGGAAGGUACUAGGGUUUAUACUAUGGGAUUGGAAAAGCUUGGGUUGAUCACCUCUGAUGAAUUAUCGGAGAUCCAUAGGGGUUUGAAAGUAAUUUAUGAUGAGUGGAAGAACAACAAGUUUGUGGAGAAACCAGGAGAUGAAGACAUCCAUACUGCCAAUGAGAGAAGAUUGGGUGAGAUCAUUGGCAAAAACAUUUCUGGUAAAGUCCACACAGGGAGAUCCAGAAACGAUCAAGUGGCAACUGACAUGAGAUUAUAUGUCAGAGAUGAAUUAAAGAAACUAGCAGGGUAUCUCAAGUCUUUCAUUGAGACCAUGAUCAACAGAGCGGAAAAGGAAAUUGAUAUUUUAAUGCCAGGUUAUACACAUUUGCAAAGAGCACAACCAAUUAGAUGGUCGCAUUGGAUAAGCAUGUAUGCAACAUAUUUCACUGAAGAUUAUAAGAGACUUUUACAAAUUAUUGAACGACUCAAUGUCUCUCCAUUGGGCAGUGGUGCAUUGGCAGGACAUCCAUAUGGAAUCGAUAGAGAAUUUUUGGCUCAUGAACUAGGAUUCACAGGUGUCAUUGGUAACUCUUUGACCGCCGUUUCCGAUCGAGACUUUGUCGUUGAAACUAUGUUUUGGUCGUCACUUUUCAUGAAUCACAUUUCCAGAUUCUCCGAAGAUUUGAUUAUUUACUCUUCAGGAGAAUUUGGGUUCAUUAAACUUGCAGAUGCAUACUCAACGGGGUCUUCACUAAUGCCUCAGAAGAAAAAUCCUGAUUCGUUGGAAUUGUUAAGAGGUAAAUCGGGUAGAGUCUUUGGUUCGUUAGCAGGGUUUAUGAUGUCAUUGAAAUCGAUCCCUUCAACCUAUAAUAAAGACAUGCAAGAGGACAAGGAACCUUUGUUUGACUGUAUGCUAACAGUCGAGCAUUCCAUUCUCAUUGCAACUGGCGUCAUCUCGACAUUGACCCCGGAUGCCAAAAAAAUGAAAGAAUCCCUAAGUAUGGAUAUGUUAGCAACAGAUUUAGCUGAUUAUCUGGUUAGAAAAGGUGUUCCGUUCAGAGAAACACAUCAUAUAUCUGGUGAGUGUGUCAGAGAAGCUGAAGUAACAGGCCUUAGUGGUAUUGAUCAACUGACAAUGGACCAAUUCAAAAAAAUAGAUGAAAGAUUUGAAGCAGAUGUUUUUGACACUUUCAAUUUUGAACAAUCAGUUGAAAGAAGGGAUGCUAUAGGUGGUACUGCAAAGUCUGCGGUUUUAAAGCAAUUGGACUCUUUGAAAAAAAUUCUAUAG
Messenger RNA from Pichia kudriavzevii, 1392 nucleotides. RefSeq lists its product as uncharacterized. The record is from RefSeq and is a predicted model, not a curated record. Lineage: Eukaryota; Fungi; Ascomycota; Pichiomycetes; Pichiales; Pichiaceae. Gene Ontology annotation, molecular function: argininosuccinate lyase activity. The transcript has a single exon. Gene Ontology annotation, cellular component: cytosol. Bases 1 to 1392 code for a protein of 463 amino acids.